UACUAGUUCCUAGGUAAAGUGGGAAAUCAAAAUCAGACGAGUUUAGUUUUUCCGCUGUCGGAAAACAGUUUGACGACUCAAGCGCUUAGCAACACAAUUCAACCCCCACCCCAAGGCUCCCGCCUGCGCCUUGAUAGUUCCUCUGGACUUGCACUGAAAUAAUCAAUAAAGCAACAUCAGCGGCUGCCACAACAACAAAUACACGAUGUGGGCUAGUGAUAAGCAACAACAGUAGAGGGCAGCCCCGCGGCAUAUACCCAGUCUCCAGACAACCCACACAGAGCUCUAAACUUCUCAUCCCAAGGCAUUAGCAAACAACAUAAAAAGUAAACAAAAACUAUAAAUCGAGAGCAUUUUCGUGAAAAUGUCGCGGGAGGAACGUUUGCCAAUUGUGGAUACAGCGAGCAGCAGUGGCGAGGAUGAGGCGAAGCCUGUGGUGCGUAGGCGCAGCACAAGGGACACCGAAUUGGCUCUGCCCAAGGAGCAAGGAUGUUGUGCUCCCACCAGCAAGCCCCAUCGUUUCCUAGCACUACUAUUUAUGUGCCUGCUGGGGUUUGGUUCCUAUUUUUGCUACGAUAAUCCGGGUGCACUGCAGGAUGUAUUUCAGAAGGAACUCGACCUGAAUGCCACCGAAUUCACUUUGAUCUAUUCCAUCUAUUCGUGGCCAAAUAUUGUGCUCUGCUUUGUGGGUGGCUUUCUGGUCGAUCGUGUCUUUGGCAUACGCAUGGGCACAAUUAUUUACAUGCUGAUUGUGUUGUUGGGUCAACUGAUAUUUGCCGCUGGCGGCCUGUUUGGUCACUUUUGGCUAAUGAUUGUGGGCCGCUUUGUAUUUGGCAUCGGUGCCGAGUCCCUGGCCGUCGCCCAGAACAGCUAUGCCGUGCUCUGGUUCAAGGGAAAGGAGCUGAACAUGGUGUUUGGCUUGCAGCUGUCGGUGGCGCGAUUCGGCAGCACUGUCAACUUUUGGGUAAUGCAACCGCUCUACAAUUAUGUUUCCGAAUUCUAUGCUGGAUAUACGGGUUUGGGUGUUACACUGUUCCUGGCCGGGCUCACCUGUGUGAUGUCGCUGCUGUGCACACUUAUCUUGGGCUGGAUGGAUAAACGCGCCGAACGUAUAUUGAAGCGCAACACCAAUCCAGGCGGCGAUAUAGCCAAGCUCAGCGAUAUAAUGUCAUUUCGACUGGACUUCUGGAUGGUAUCGGUUGUCUGUGUGGCAUAUUAUGUGGCCAUAUUCCCGUUCGUUGCACUGGGCCAGGCGUUUUUCGUAUCCACCUUCCAUCUAACGCCUGAACAGGCAAAUACGGUCAAUUCGAUUGUGUACUUGAUCUCAGCCAUUGCGUCGCCUUUGUUUGGCUUUAUUAUAGAUCGUGUAGGUCGCAAUGUCAGUUGGGUGUUUGUAGCAACAGUUGCAACAAUUGUCGCUCAUCUGCUACUCACAUUCACCCAUAUGAAUCCGUACAUUGGCAUGUCAAUUAUGGGUCUGUCCUAUUCAAUGCUAGCUGCCAGUCUCUGGCCCAUGGUAUCGCUGAUUGUGCCAGAAUAUCAGCUGGGCACUGCCUAUGGCUUUUGUCAGUCAGUGCAAAAUCUGGGGCUAGCCGUGGUCACCAUUGUUGCCGGAGUUAUCGUGGACAGCAGCGGCGGCAGUCACUUCUGGCUGCAGCUCUUCUUCAUAUUCUUCCUAUUGAUUUCCCUGUUGGCUACAUGCGUUAUCUGGACCUACGAUCGCAAGCAUCAGGGCAAUUUGAAUAUGUCGCCGGCACAGCGUACCACCUACCAUACUUCCAUCUUAACACAGCGCGGCAGUAAGGAUCGACGGCCUCUAUUGGGCAACUAAAUACAUAUAUACAUAUAUAUAAAAUAUAGAUAAAUAUACACUAUAUAUGAUUAACCAAUGUGAUGUUGUUCGCUAUCUAUAAAUGUAUCUAGCUCUAUGUGUUUGGCACAAACCCUUCAAUACUAGUCGCACAAUUUACUAUUCGAUUUACAAUUCAAUAACGAUCCCCCCCUUUCCUAACAUAUCAAGAAACUAUUGUUAUAAAUGUGAUUGCGAUUUUGUUGUAAUUUAUGUAUAAAUGUAUUAUGUGCCAGUUGCCAAAGAUAAAUUAUAAAUAAA
Drosophila navojoa is the source of this 2110-nucleotide messenger RNA. RefSeq names its product lysosomal dipeptide transporter MFSD1. Gene Ontology annotation, molecular function: transmembrane transporter activity. NCBI's taxonomy places the organism in Eukaryota, Metazoa, Arthropoda, Insecta, Diptera, Drosophilidae. The record is from RefSeq and is a predicted model, not a curated record. Gene Ontology annotation, biological process: transmembrane transport. Gene Ontology annotation, cellular component: lysosome.